Molecule: messenger RNA, 1332 nt
Organism: Aspergillus heteromorphus CBS 117.55
Lineage: Eukaryota; Fungi; Ascomycota; Eurotiomycetes; Eurotiales; Aspergillaceae
Exons: 1
Coding region: 1-1332 (443 amino acids)
Source: RefSeq, a predicted model, not a curated record
AUGGCGGCCCCCGCUCUCUCCACCGGCGGAUUGAUCGAUCCGACCAAACAAGCCGAGUACCCGAUAGUCCUGGGCGACAGACUAGCCGGACGAAAUGGCGCCUCUCAGUCGCCACUGGUCAACGUCCAGUAUAAUUAUAAAACCAAAUCUGCGACCGCGCGGCAACGAAUCACCCGAAGCCGGCAAUCCCGAGACCGCUACAAUCUGACGAUCACCGAUAAAGCCCCGAGCACCGGCAACGUCCUGACCUACUCGUAUCAAGGCAGCGUGGACCCUGCGCAAGCGGUCUCGGAUUCGGGGGAACACAAUCUGGUCUUGGUCUUCGAUGCGGCGCGGAAAGUGUUUGUGUUGGAGCCGGUCGCAACGCAACUCAACUUCAACCUCCGCUCUGCCCCCGCAAAAUCACAGAAGCAGGUGCUCGAGCAGCAUGCACAGUUGCGGACACUGCAGGAGGAUGACCAUGGCUCGGGUGAUGACCGGGCUUCCGACACGGCGAGCGGCAACGAUGACGGCCCAGCCGAUGACAGCAACCCUUACGACUACCGCCACUUCCUUCCCAAGGAGAGUGCUGACGAUGAGAAGUCGGGCUCGGACAAAACACCGGAAAUCCACUUCCACACCAGCAAGGUCGAUACUCCAUUGCUGCCCGCGACGAAACCCACCCCUAGCCCUCGACCCCGCCCGGAGAGCCGACCGACCCCCGUCCAGUCGAAGAAGAAACCUGAGGUUAGACAACCCAAGCCAACAGCCACCAAGGCGCGGCCCAAGUCUCCAGUUCGCACAACGCAGAAAGGCGAGGACCGAAAACCAAAGACAAAAGAAAAAGAGCCCCCGGCGGAGGCAUCCAGGGCUCCCCCCCCUGAAAUCGGCCCGGGUGCCGUGUCUGCUCAAACAACCGUUCCGUCACCAGGGUCGAACAUUAUCAUCGACGGCGAUCUCAUCAUCGACAUGGGCUCUCCGCCCCCGUCUCGUCCCUUCAAGGUCAACCCUGCCCAUUUCUCCUCAAACAACACCCCCGCGAAUGGCGACGACGGUGAUGACGAUGAGGACGACGAGGACAUCGAGGCCCUGCGGCUCCCAUCUCCGGCUGGACACGGAGGGGCGCCCGCGGUGUCGGCAAACAUGGGCCAUGGCCCUGCGAUCACGAUGGACGAUGAGGAUGUUGAUGAGGAGGAUGAUGAUGAUGCCUUGGCGGCCGAGAUGGAGGCAGCAUUUGAGGAAAGUGCACGGGAAGAAGAGGAGGCUCGGAGUCAGCAAUCCCACUCGCACCCGGCGUCCCACCAGUAUCAUGUUGUUAGUGAAGACGAGAGUGAUGUGAGUGAGGAGGAGUAA